ACCGGAAGCUCCGUAGUACGUAGUACGUGUUCUACGAACCGGACGCGAAAAAACGAACGACCAUUCGUUACCGGAUUGGCAGUUAAACGAUAGAUAUCACGCGACUUUCAUCUGGCGUUGUCACAGAUCGGGAAAUAUAUUUUAUUAUAAUACUAUGUCAGUGAUCGACGGCGGCGGUUACGCGGACGACCAACAACAUCAGCAACAACUCCAACAGCAGCAGCAGCAGCAUCGACAACAACAGCAUCAGCAGCAACAGCACCGUCGGCACCAACACCACCACCAGCAGCAGCAACAACAACAACAACAACAACAACGACUGCAAGCGGCGACGGUGGACGAACGUGGCGGCGGUGGUGGCCGGCAGCGUCAUUCGGAAAAUGUCGCCGAACAGACGGACAUGGCCGAGACCGGUACGAGGGCCACCGACGUCGUAGUCGUCACCGCCGCCGACGCGGUGAAAGAAAACCGCAACGGACCGCCGCCGUCGUCGUCGUCGUCGUCGGACGUCUCCGUGUCGGCCGCCACGUACGCCACGGCCGCAGCCGAACACGUAGCGUCGUCUCAAGUACAAGUGUCCUCCAUACCCGUCGGGCAGCUCAUUAACGUGUCGGGCGCUGGCACGUUUAACGUUAUUACCGCCGACUCGUUGCAGCUUUCGGAAUCAAAUGAUUUCAAACCUCUAUUGUGCGUGGAUAACAGUUGUUUAAAUUGUGAUACACGCACUCAAGUUGAUGGUGAUACCUGGCGAACUGUAGUUCGAGCCGAAGAUGGCACUUUCAAAACUGCUCAUAUUGUACUUAGACCAGAUAACUCGACCUCUAAUAAUGUUCACGAAGAAGAGACUGAUCAAGGUGUAUCAUCCCCAAAUACAGCACCUUGUUAUUCAUAUACCGAAGCUGCCAGGUUGCCAGUAUUACCAGUCCGAUGCAAAACUACCAACGCAGAGCUGCAUAAAAAAAAAUUUGGUUCUGGCUGUCGAGGCAAGUGUAUUAAGUUUGGAAACCAAUGGUACACACCUAGUGAGUUUGAAGCCCUUUGUGGGAGGGCUUCUAGUAAGGACUGGAAAAGAAGUAUACGAUUUGGUGGUCGUAGUUUGCAAACAUUAAUAUACGAUGGAGUUUUAUUACCACAUGCUAUGAGUUGUACAUGUGCAGCCUGUUGUGAUGACGAAUCUGCUACUGGCCCUGUACGACUGUUUACUCCAUACAAACGAAUACGCACCAAAAAACAUUCGUCUAGUCAUUCAAAAAAGAAAAAGAUUGAAGAUGGUACAACUCUUAGUAAUGACGAAGAUAGUUGUGAUAGCAGUGUUGGUAUAUCAUUAGACAAUGUUGAUAUCGAUAUAAAAGAUGAAGAACCAAUACUUCUACAGACGGGUGAUAUUUCUCAAGCUGAAAUUGUUCAAUCAAAUGAUUCAAUAGAAGAUAUGUUUAAAAAGUUAGAAAAUAUGUCAUCGAGAAUGAUUAAAAUGGUUCACCAUUUUCGUAACUCUAUGCGUGUUGCUAAGUACAAAUGGAGUACGGAAAAACAGGAGUUGUUAGCAGAACUUAAGAGGGCCAAAGAGAAUUCUAUAGAAAAUAGGAAUGAUUUUGACGUGGAGACAAUUUCAAGUGUGGCAGCAGGAUUACAGCCAAGUAAUGAUGAUAUACCAGAUGUUAAAAAGUGUGCUAAUUGCAAUAGAGAUGCAUUUGCAGAAUGUUCAUUGUGUCGACGUACGCCAUAUUGCUCUACGUUUUGUCAAAGUAAAGACUGGAACAAUCAUCAAGUGGAAUGUGAUAACUCGCAGGGGAGCAUUAUGCUUAUUGUACAAACUCAAGAAUGAAUCAUAUUUUAUAUUCUUUGAGUUAUUUCUAAUCAGUUUUCCAAUUCCUAAUAUAUUUUUUUUUUUUAACGAGUAACAGUUUAGAUUAGUAAUUUUAACCUUUAUCAUAGAGUGGAAUGUUUGUUAAAGAUAAGUGAAUGUUAUGAUUUCUCAACAAAAAUUGUUUUAAGUUACAAAUGUAUUCAUAUUUUUUAUUUUAAAACUGAUGUAAAUACAAUAUCAAGUGGAAUGAUUA
Molecule: messenger RNA, 2060 nt
Organism: Metopolophium dirhodum (rose-grain aphid)
Lineage: Eukaryota; Metazoa; Arthropoda; Insecta; Hemiptera; Aphididae
Product: deformed epidermal autoregulatory factor 1 homolog
Exons: 8
Coding region: 155-1825 (556 amino acids)
Biological process (GO): positive regulation of transcription by RNA polymerase II
Molecular function (GO): RNA polymerase II cis-regulatory region sequence-specific DNA binding; DNA-binding transcription activator activity, RNA polymerase II-specific
Source: RefSeq, a predicted model, not a curated record